Molecule: messenger RNA, 927 nt
Organism: Colletotrichum orchidophilum
Lineage: Eukaryota; Fungi; Ascomycota; Sordariomycetes; Glomerellales; Glomerellaceae
Product: CHCH domain-containing protein
Exons: 3
Coding region: 1-927 (308 amino acids)
Biological process (GO): protein import into mitochondrial intermembrane space
Cellular component (GO): mitochondrial intermembrane space
Molecular function (GO): protein-disulfide reductase activity
Source: RefSeq, a predicted model, not a curated record
AUGUAUCGCAGCGCCGUCCGGUCAACGCCCCGCGCCCUGAGCGCCGCCCGACAGUCGGCAAUUCGCGCAGCUCCCCGACGAUUCGCCUCGACAGCACCCGCCGACAAGCCCCGGACAUGGAAGGGCGCAGCACUGAGAUGGGGUCUCGCAGCCGGUGCCCUCUACUGGUAUAACACGAGUCCAGUCUUCGCCGAGGAGCCCCUCUCCCGAACAAUCGCCGCCCCGUCCCAAUUCUCCGACUCUGAUCUCACGACCGUCGAUGCGAUUGUCGAGGAGAAGCGCAAGCGGGCCAUCGUGAAGGCGGAGGAGGCCAAGCCUGCCGCCGCCGCCGCCCCCGUGCCCACAGAAUCAAGCGAACAAACCAAGGCGGCACUCGAGGUUGAGGGCGCCGAGGGCGUCCCGGCCCCAGCUCCUGGUUCCCCCGAGGCAUUGGAGGCCGAGGCUGAUCAGCAGGGUGCAUUCAACCCCGAGACGGGCGAGAUCAACUGGGAUUGCCCGUGCCUUGGCGGCAUGGCUGAUGGCCCCUGCGGCGAGGAGUUCAAGGCUGCCUUCAGCUGCUUCGUCUACUCCAAGGAGGAGCCCAAGGGCAUGGACUGCAUUGAGAAGUUCCAGGGAAUGCAGACAUGCUUCCGCAAAUACCCCGAGGUCUACGGUGACGAGCUGGCCGACGACGAAGGCGCCGAAGACGCCGCACCCGCCCUCGACGCCAAUACCGACGCCACGAUUGCGCCGCCUACCAAGGCCGUCGAGGAGAAGAAGGAGGACAACAAGGAGACCAACAAAGAGGCCAAAGCUGAGUCGGAGGAGAAGAAGCCCGCGGCCGAGAAGCAGGAGAAGAAGACCCCAGCCGCUCCCUCGCCUGAGCCUGUUGACCUCACCAAGCCCAACAACAAGGCAACGGAUGCGACCGCGGCAAACAACAUCUAA